AAAAAAAAGCCCUGACAUGUUGUCCACAGCCUAAUCCUAACAUGUGGACAACAGUCAGAGAUCCAACACAAGAACUACAGAACUUCCUGGCCCACAAACAGGCUUCAAUGAAAUACCAGAGGGCCAAAAUUAUGAGGUGGUCUUUCCGCGAAAGCUUCAUGCACAACACAAGAGGGACACUCAGCAGAGUAAAUAUCCAGACCUGGUGCAAUACGGGCUUGAAGUCAAUGGCCAACCAAUGGUUCUUCAUCUAGAAAAAACUGAAGACCUAAUAUCUGACAAUUACACUGAGACACAUUACCUGAAAGAUGGUUCCCCAGUUACCACCAGUCCUGAUGUAAAGGAUCACUGCUUUUAUCAAGGGCAUGUGAAGAAUGAAAGCAGCUCACAGGUCAGCCUAAGCACAUGCGAUGGAUUAAGUGGUGUUAUUAUGGCACAAGAAAAGAAAUUCUUCAUUCAACCUUUAAAGACGUCAGAGCCUGGGGCACAUGCUGUUUAUGAGUAUCAAGGCCAGGAGACACUAAAAACCUGCGGUGUGGAUGACACAAGUCUCAAUGAGACAAUAAUGACCAAGAUAGACUUUUCAGGUACCAGUCAAGAGAAACAAGCAUUCUUAAAGUCAAGAAAAUACAUCCAACUUUAUAUUGUAGCAGAUAACUCUAUGUACAUUAGAUUUAACCGAAGAGAAGACGUUAUCAAGCAAAGGAUAUAUGGCAUUGUUAAUUUUGUCAACCAGGUGUAUAAAUCCCUAAAUAUUUUUGUGGCUCUAACUGGAUUGGAAAUUUGGAGCAAUGGAGACCAGUUUCGGGUGGUUUCCUCCGCUAACAGAAACUUGGAUAGCUUCUCUGCCUGGAGGAAGGAUAGCUUGUUACCUCGGAAACCUCAUGACAAUGCUCAGUUAUUAACGAACACUGACUUUGAUGGCAGCACUAUAGGACUUGCAUGGAUUAGCACAUUCUGUAGUACAACCCAUUCUUCUGGAGUGGUACAGGAUCACACUGCUGAAUUUAUUGGCGUAGGUGCAACUCUUGCCCAUGAAAUGGGGCACAACUUGGGAAUGAACCACGAUGAUAACUGCCAAUGCCAGGCUGAAUCUUGCAUUAUGGCUCCAACUUUAAGUGUUAUAACUCCAAGAACCUUCAGUAUCUGCAGUCAGCAAGACUAUCAGAAAUUUAUCUUGGAACACAUGCCUCUAUGUAUGAAGGACAAGCCACACAUGAAUGAAAUCCAGUCUCCUUCUGUGUGCGGCAACAAAUUUACAGAGAGAGGUGAAGAAUGUGACUGCGGCACUGUAGAGGAAUGUACUGACAAAUGUUGUGAUGCUGCCACUUGCAAACUGAAAGAAAGUGCCCAGUGUGCAGAAGGUGAAUGCUGCUCAGACUGUAAGCUGAAGUCUGCAGGUAUUGUGUGCAGACCUGCCAAAGACGACUGUGACUUGUCCGAUAUGUGUGAUGGGAAAUCGCCCAACUGUCCCUCUGAUGGCUUCCGGCUGAACGGAUCUCCUUGCAAGGACAGCGAGGGGUAUUGCUAUAAUGGGAAAUGUCCUACCCUUAGGAGCCAGUGUGAAACUUACUGGGGAGCAGGAUCUGUGCCAGCUGAUAAUUCCUGCUAUACAACUAGCAGAAGUUAUUGCCCCCAGUCGAGGUAUGGGGAAUGUAGCGUUUUGUAUUGUUCUGGAGGUAGUCGUGUACCCAUAAAUCAACAACUUGGCUACUGCACUUACGGUAACUGUAAAACUAUUAGACCAGAAGUAUUGGUGGAAAGUGGAACAAAGUGUGGAGAUGGGAAAGUGUGUACAAAUCAGAGAUGCAUUGCAACUCCAGAACUUAUCAAAGCUGAGGCCUGCGCUACCAAGUGCAGGGGACAUUCGGUUUGUAAUGAAGCAUUUCAGUGCCAAUGUGAGGAAGGCUGGGCACCACCCAACUGUGACACCAGGACUGGCAAUAGCUCCGCUGGCUACAUUGCACUUGGUAUCAUCAUUGUUAUUGUGGUUCUCAUACUGGGAGUUGUGGCUCUUGUGUUCUAUAGGAGGUUCCAGAGGAAGAAGCAAAGUCUCAUUAGACCCUCUGGGGCUGGCUCGGGUGUGACUAACCCAACGUUCGGGAUCCAAAAUCAGUCUCCUCAGCAACCAAACUCCUAUCCCUACAAUCCACAAGACUACUCGGGAAGACCCACGUAUCCACCACAGCCACCUGCUCAGACUCAGAAGCCUCAGAACUACUCCGGAAGACCUACGUAUCCACCACAACCACCUGCUCAGACUCAGAAGCCUCAGAACUACUCGGGAAGACCCACGUAUCCACCACAACCACCUGCUCAGACUCAGAAGCCUCAGAUGUAUAUUAAUACCGUGCCGCACCCUCCCUACCCCUCAGCCCAGGCUCAGAUACCACAGUUCCAAGCAUUUCAGCCACCAGCUACAGCCCCUCCUCAGCGACCAAUGUAUCCCCCAAUCCCACCACAGGCAAUGAAACCUAACUACAGAAGAUAAGGAGGAUUCUUGGCAGACGACCUUGAAGACAAUCAUUUCUUAUACUGUAUUGCACAUUACAGUGGAAAGCAGUGAUAAUAAUGUAUCGCUGCACUUGUAUUGUAUUCGGAGUUCUCACUAUUAUUUAUAGUUAUGUAUUCUGGGAUUAUAUUAAUAUUUUCAGCAUUUAGUAUAUGUAAAGCCUUCUAACUUCCCGUGUGGUUGGCGUAGACCUGCGGGUGAUAAGAGAAAUGUCACCCGGGGGAUUGUCGUCUGAGUUAUAUACAUCCUGCACACCGUUAAUGGAGACGAUAAGGCCGGAGUUCUCAUUCUAGUGACUGUUUAACCCCCUUCUUCCUGGUUUGAUUGGGAUGGAUGUAACAAUGAUACAUCAAUACAUGAGGUGCUAAGGCAGUAU
Molecule: messenger RNA, 2888 nt
Organism: Hyla sarda
Lineage: Eukaryota; Metazoa; Chordata; Amphibia; Anura; Hylidae
Product: zinc metalloproteinase-disintegrin-like crotastatin
Exons: 26
Coding region: 239-2491 (750 amino acids)
Biological process (GO): proteolysis
Cellular component (GO): plasma membrane
Molecular function (GO): metalloendopeptidase activity
Source: RefSeq, a predicted model, not a curated record